Messenger RNA from Carassius gibelio (silver crucian carp), 6189 nucleotides. Its product is annotated as FH1/FH2 domain-containing protein 1. The transcript is spliced from 27 exons. Gene Ontology annotation, cellular component: cytoskeleton; cytoplasm. Gene Ontology annotation, biological process: actin filament network formation; cortical actin cytoskeleton organization. The coding region runs from base 344 to 4444 and encodes 1366 amino acids. Gene Ontology annotation, molecular function: actin filament binding. The record is from RefSeq and is a predicted model, not a curated record. NCBI's taxonomy places the organism in Eukaryota, Metazoa, Chordata, Actinopteri, Cypriniformes, Cyprinidae.
GUAGGCUCACGUCCUCACAAACUAACAUUCGAGGUCGUCAAGACAACAAACAUCCUUAAAACGUAAAACAAAGUAUGCUAUGGAAAUGUUUUAUAGCUUUUGUAAUUGUCCGGAGUGAGCUCAUAUCAAACGCUGUAUUUCCAGGAGUGUGACUCAUUGUCCACUCGGUCGGUUUCCUGACGACGUCAUUGCUUUAGUUUGACUAACUCACGGCUUCAAGUUUCAUUUCAGCGUUGACAGCGGCGCGUGGCGGGCUAGACCUCUUUUCUUUUUAGAUGACUUGUUGUAACAAACAGAAAACCAAGGUGGAACGAGUUUAAGACUUUGUGACCACGGAUGAACCAUGGCUACAAUAACGUGUCGAGUGCAAUACCUGGAGGACUCGGACCCGUUCGUGUGCUCAAAUUUCCCCGAGCCCCGCAGACCUCUCCAGUAUGACCUGAACGAGCACUUGCUAUUGAACGAACAGAUCGCCGGGAUUCACAAGCUGCUGGAAGCGCCUUUAAAGUUAGAGGAGUGUGCACUGCAACUGGCUUCUAAUGGGAACUACCUGGAUCUGGAAUCGUCCCUUGCUGAACAGAGAGAUGAUCUGGAGCAGCUCUAUGAUGACGUGGAAAAAGGCAAAAAGCCCAUCUUGAUUCUCCGUACGCAGCUCUCAGUACGGGUUCAUUCCAUCCUAGAGAAGUUAUAUAAUUCCCAUGGUCCUGAACUUCGGCGGUCCUUGUUUUCUUUAAAGCAGCUCUUUCAGGAUGAUAAGGACUUGGUUCCAGAAUUUGUCAUCUCUGAGGGUCUGACAUGUUUCAUUAAAGUGGGUGCUGAGGCAGAUCAUAACUACCAGAACUACAUCCUCAGAGCUCUCAGUCAGAUCAUGCUGUUUGUUGAUGGAAUGAACGGUGUUGUGAACCACAACGAAACUGUACAGUGGCUGUACACACUGACUGGCAGCCUGUCUCGGCUGGUUGUGAAGACAGCUCUGAAGUUGCUGAUAGUGUUUGUGGAAUACACCGAGUCCAACAGUCCACUGCUUAUUCAGGCUGUCACUGUUGUGGAUGGGAAGAGAGGAGUAAAGCCUUGGACGUAUCUAACAGAUAUCCUGUCAGAGAAGAAUGGAUCAGACACAGAGCUGCUCGUCUACACCAUGACCCUCAUCAACAAGACUCUGGCUGCGCUUCCUGAUCAGGACUCAUUUUAUGAUGUGACCGACUGUUUGGAGCAGCUAGGAAUGGAAAGGAUAGUCCAGAAACGUAUGACUAGCAGCGGAACCGAAGGUGAACUUAAACAGCAGUUCAUCAUUUAUGAGAAUGCCCUCAAGUAUGAAGAUGGUGAGAUGGAUGAAGGGCCACCAAAUGUCCGUAAAGACCGAAGGAAACUGACCCCCAGCGAGCAGGAGGGCAGGAGGAGCCGGCGGUCAUCUUCUCACAAUCUUACAGAGAGUUCCUUUCGACCAGCUUCCCCAACUGUGUCAGUCUCAUCUAACAGCCCUACCCCAGAGGUGAUGCGUACAGCCUCCUCUCAGCUGUCAGAUUCCUCCUUUUCUCCUGUUUCUGGCAGUCCUUUGUUGACCAGUCCCUCCUCUACGAUCUUAAGCUCACCCAAAGCGACUAAUGGAGCAGAGUCUGCAGCCCCUUCUGAGCAAGAUCUCAACUUGGGGCGCUCUUUUAUGAGUCAGUACAUAGCUCACAUGGGGAUUUCUAGACGGAGGUUAAAAAAGGAGAGGUCUAUAACUGAAGAAACCUCAGGCUUCUCCAACAGAGCGUCUUUCACAGAAACAGACUCUCCUCAGGAGCUCCCUUCCCAGACGGCAGCAGAGAAGCCCAGCCGGACAGAGGGAAAGCGAGUCUUCAAACAGCACCAGGCAGACAGUGUUUGUCCAGAGAGUGUGAAUAGAGACUUGCCGGUUCUGAGGAAUUAUGAAGACAAUUUCUUGCGUAGUCUGGCUGCAUCCCAGUGGGAGAAGAAAAGGAAGCCAUAUGAGAGACCUUCUCCAAGCGAGAGUGUGGCGUCUGCAGAUGUAGAGGCAUCUACUGAAGCCGAGCAGCCAGUCUCCAGCUCAACCACUGCAGGAUCUUUUAGUGGUCCGGACUUGACCAGGCACACCCUGGAGCAGCCAGAGGACACAACAGCAGCCCACAAUGAAGCAGGAGGUUUGCAGCGUCAGGGCAGUGCGGCGGAACAGCACAACACCCUCUCUAAUGACAGGAAGUUCAUGUUGGAUAUGCUCUACUCCAAAAACAACACCUCUGGAGGCCUAAAAAGUCCUAGUCUGGAGAGUGCACUUGAGGGCCAUGGGAUCAGCAGUAUGGCCGGACGGCUCUCAAGACUGCAGUCUCACACUUCUCAGCCCACAGAGGACACAUCCAGGCGGGCGGAGCUGGAGAGCCUUGAAGGAACUGCUCAGGCCGCUCGCGCCAGGCUAGUAGAGGAACAGAAAAAGAAGCUGCAUCCACAAAACAGUAUUGAAGCGGAGACUCAUUCACAGAGUUUAGAAAAGACAAUGAUGACACCAUUAUCCAGGGGUAGUCAGGAUGCCUGGGAGAAGCUGCAGCCCAGCUCCAGACCCCUGCGGAUUAAAGAUCUUGACUUCUCUGAUCUGAUGGAGGAGGAGGAUAUCGAUGUGCUAGAUAUAGACACUUUUGACACCAGCUUGCCUAAUGGAGUCCCUCCACCCCCUCCUCCAGUGCCAGGCUCUGCUCCCCCACCGCCACCACCCCCUCCUCCUCCUGGACCUGCUAGUCUGGCUCCACCCCCUCCUCCUCCACCUCCUGGAGGUUUGAGUGUGCCUCCUCCUCCUCCAGGACUCCUCCCUCCGUCCCCGUCACAAGGAAAUGAUCCGGCUUUUCUAAAAAAACGGAAAACGGUCAAGCUGUUCUGGAAGGAGCUCAAGCAGCCAGAGAGUCCCAGGAAGUGCAAGUUUGGGCGGGGCACAGUUUGGGCUUCGCUUGAUAAGGUUGCAGUCGAUACAGCUAAGCUGGAGCACCUGUUUGAGUCCAAAGGAAAGGACCUUCCAGUAGCAAAGAAAGGUGCUGAGACCAAGAAAGCAGCAAUUUCAGUGCUUGAUCCUAAGAGGAGCAAUGCUAUCAACAUCGGCAUGACUGUUUUGCCUGCUGUACAUGUCAUCAAAAGUGCCAUCCUCACCUUUGAUGAGUUUGCCAUCAGUAAAGAGGGCAUUGAGAAAAUCCUGACCAUGACUCCAACAGAUGAAGAGAAACAGAAGAUUCAGGAGGCGCAGCUGGCUAACCCUGAUGUACCGCUGGGAACAGCAGAGCAGUUUCUGCUCACUCUCUCCUCCAUCAGUGGCCUUACAGCCAGAUUACAGCUCUGGGCCUUUAAACUCAACUAUGAGACCCUGGAGAAGGAGAUUGCAGAGCCUCUUUUUGACCUGAAACUGGGUAUGGAACAACUUGCCAAGAACAAAACCUUCAAGCGUAUUUUAGCAACACUACUGGCCAUUGGAAACUUCCUCAAUAGCUCCAGUGCUAAGGGCUUUGAGCUCAGUUAUCUGGAGAAGGUUACUGAGGUGAAGGACACCGUGCACAGGCAGUCUCUGCUUCACCAUACCUGCAAUUUUGUGGUGGAAAACUACCCAGAUACGACAGACCUUUACUCCGAGAUCUCAUCAAUCACACGCUCUGCUAAAGUGGAUUUUGAGCAGUUGUCUGAAAACCUUAUUCAGUUGGAGAGAAAAUGCAAAGCAUCUUGGGACAACCUUAAAGUAAUGGCCAAACAUGAAACUAAACCUAACUUGAAAAACAAAAUGACAGAAUUUCUGAAGGACUGUACUGAUAGGAUCAUCAUCCUGAAAGUAGUGCACAGACGCAUUGUUAAUAGGUUUCAUUCUUUCUUGCUGUACUUGGGUCAGCCUUCAUACUCGGUGCGGGACACUAAAGUAACUCAGUUCUGUAAGAUCAUCAGUGAGUUUGCCCUGGAGUACCGCACCACCCAAGAGAGAGUCCUCACCCAGAAACGCAAGCGUGCCGUCCACCGGGAGCGGACCAAGACCCGGGGCAAGCUGAUCACAGAGACCGAGAAGUUUUCGGGAGCAGUUCCACAGCUGUCUCUGGAGGACAGCCCUUCCCUGGUUUCUUCAACAACAGAAUCAGAGCCAGCCCAAGAGGAGCAUGAGAACAUGAAAAACUUGCUCAUCGCCAACAAUGACAACAGCAAGCUGCGAAGGAGCCGCGCUGUACGAAGUUUAGGCAGGCUUAGUACAAACAUGUCUGUAGCCAAAGAGGACAGCGCCAGCUCACAGGACGAUGCCACAGAUGAGAUCAUGGAUCGUCUGGUUAAGUCUGUCACCCAAAAUCCCACAGAGAGGGCGUCUAGUCCUAAAACACGCAAACGCUCACGGCUUAACAGAAAGUCAUUGCGGAGGACUCUGAAGAGUGGGCUGAGUGUGGAAGUGGUGCAGGCCCUUGGCCUCGGCAGUACUAAUGGGAAGGUCUGAAUCUGGUAGCUGUCAUGUGGGGGAAACUGUAGCGGGGCAGCAAUGAGGCCAUAAGGAGAGCUGCACUAAUGACAGGAAGAUCUGUGAUGAAGGGAUGUUCACUGACAUUUUGUGGGAUGCCUGCAACUAAAUCUGUCUGCCAAUCUGAACAAUUCAGUGGAUGAAUCAUGUCCUUCCAGCUGAAAUACAAAUAGCUGCACUACUGAAAGACCUGAAGUGUGUGCAUGAUAUCCAUUAGACAUAUGUGUGAUCCUGGGUCAUAAAACCAGUCUUAAGUCACUGGGGUAUAUUUGUAACAAGAGCCAAAAAUAUGGGUCAAAAUUAUUGAUUUUUCUUUUUUGUCAAAAAUCAUUAGGAUAUUAAGUAAAGAUCAGUUUCCAUUUAAGAUAUUUAGUAAAUUUCCUACUGUAAAUAUAUUAAAACGUAACUUUUUAUUAGUAAUAUGCAUUGCUAAGAAUUAAUUAGCACAACUUUAAAUUAGAUUUUCUCAAUAUUUCGAUUUGUUUGCACCAUACAUCAAUGGAAAGUUUAUAUAUUCAGCUUUCAGAUGAUGUAGAAAUCUCAAAUUUCGAAAAAUUGACCCUUAUGACUGGUUUUGUGAUCAAAGGUCACAUAUCAUGAUUUGAUUGGUACAAACUUUAAUGGCAUAGUAUUAAAUAACAGCCCAUGUUUACCGAUGGAGAAUAUCUGCAUAUAAUAGGAUCUAGUGACAUGAAAUGCUUAGUUUGACCAGAUGCACAUAUUAUUUUGUAUAGAGCCUUACAUUGCAUAGAUUGGAGCACAAUUUAUCAGUCAAAGAGAUGUAUGAAGGAUUUGAAAAGUUUUAAGUUACAGAAUUUUUUAUUGUAGCCAUAUCUGUUAGAAUGGCCCAGCUCAAAGUUAGGAACAUGGAAACCCGUAACAGAGUGCAAUAGGGUAACUCUAACACACUGGUUUCCUGUGCCCAAUAAUGAAGCUGAUCCCAGGAAUAAACAGCGCUGUCAGUAAUGAUUGACCAAUGAAAACUCUUUAGUCUUGGACAGGGUUUAAUUUGUGUCUGGAAAGCUGACCCAUGUGCACCUGAGUGAUGUUCAAAUGGAUAUCCUGACUCUUGAUUAGAGAGCACAUAAACUAGGUCACAUGUUUGGUUUUCUUUUAUUAAUCAGAGAGCUUUCUUGAUUUUGUUUGUGGAUGCUACAACACAGCCCUGUAUUCUGCUGUAUCACAUUUCUCCAGAUAUUUAUUAUUGUGCCGUUUUGAUGUGUUCAAGUUUAACCUUUUUAGUUCCAUUUUUAUGAUGUUAUAAAAUGUGUGCAUGGAUGGACCACUCCGUUUCUUGCUGAAGAGAAGUCUUGCGUUAAAGGCACAAUUUUGUUUGUAGCAUUUUUUUUUUUUACUGUUACAAGCACAUAUAUUUAGGAUUUUCUUGGUAUUGCUUUUUUGCACAUGGGGUUAUGCUGUAGGAAUUAAGAGUCACUAUGAAUCACUGUUGUUUUAUGUAUGACCUUAUUACCUGUCUGCAUGAGUGCAUGUGUUCUUCACUCUGAAUGUAUCACUAUUAGCGUGUUCCAGUGCUGGACGUCCCGUCACCACUCAUGAUACCUGCAGAAGAGAGUUUGUUUGCAACUAAAUAGUUUGCAAGUACAAGUGCUUUUGAUGUUAGACAUUAUAUUCUGUUUCAGAAUUGUUUCACAUUGACAUGUUGACCUUGAAUCCAAAGACAAAAUUUUGUUUAAAAUGAAAGUAAAUGUUUCAUUAUACUUUUA